This is a messenger RNA of Sus scrofa (pig), 8683 nucleotides long. RefSeq names its product TSC complex subunit 1 (gene TSC1). NCBI's taxonomy places the organism in Eukaryota, Metazoa, Chordata, Mammalia, Artiodactyla, Suidae. The record is from RefSeq and is a predicted model, not a curated record. Gene Ontology annotation, biological process: negative regulation of cell population proliferation; negative regulation of TOR signaling; regulation of cell cycle. Gene Ontology annotation, cellular component: TSC1-TSC2 complex.
GGGGGAGGUGCUGUACGUCCAAGAUGGCGGCGCCCUGUAGGCUGGAGGAACUGUGAGGUAAACAGCUGAGGGGGAGGAGACGUGACCAUGAAAGACACCAGGUUGACAGCACUGGAAACUCCAGUACCCGUUGUCCCCAGAACAGUCCGGUGGUGGCGCCAAUGAAGAGCCUUCCGAGUCUUUAAAGCACGUCCUGGACCCAGCACGGCACAUCCGUGUGAGAUAAUGGCCCAGCAAGCAAAUAUGGGGGAGCUGCUCUCCAUGCUGGACUCCCCCGUGCUGAGCGUGCGUGACGAUGUAACAGCUGUCUUUAAAGAGAACCUCAGUUCCGACCGUGGUCCGAUGCUUGUAAACACCUUGGUGGAUUAUUACCUGGAAACCAGCUCACAGCCCGUGUUGCACAUACUGACUGCCUUGCAAGAGCCACAUGAUAAGCACCUCUUGGACAAAAUGAAUGAAUACAUGGGCAAGGCCGCCUCUCGAUUACCCACCCUGUCAUUGCUGGGGCACGUCGUGAGACUGCAGCCGUCGUGGAAGCAUAAGCUCUCCCAAGCACCUCUUUUGCCUUCUUUACUAAAGUGUCUCAAGGUGGACACCGACGUCAUCGUCCUCACCACCGGCGUCUUGGUGUUGAUAACCAUGCUUCCCAUGAUCCCGCAGUCGGGGAAACAGCACCUUCACGACUUCUUUGAUAUUUUUGGCCGUCUUUCAUCCUGGUGCCUGAAGAAACCAGGCCACGUGACAGAAAUCUAUCUCGUCCACCUGCACGCCAGCGUCUAUGCCCUCUUCCAUCGUCUGUAUGGGAUGUACCCUUGCAACUUUGUGUCCUUUCUGCGCUCUCACUACAGUAUGAAGGAAAACCUGGAGACCUUUGAAGAAGUGGUCAAGCCAAUGAUGGAGCAUGUGCGAAUUCACCCGGAAUUAGUGACUGGAUCCAAGGACCAUGAACUGGACCCGCGAAGGUGGAAGAGAUUGGAAACCCAUGAUGUUGUGAUAGAAUGUGCCAAAAUCUCUCUGGACCCCACGGAAGCCUCAUACGAAGAUGGCUAUUCUGUGUCUCACCAGAUCUCAGCCCGUUUUUCUCACCGCUCGGCCGAUGUCGCCGCCGGCUCCUGUGCGGACACACAGGAUAGCUGUGGGAGUACGACUUCUACCCCUCACUCCUCUUCUCGGCUGACGUUGUUAAACACGCCAGGGCAGCUACCUCAGACUCUGAGUUCCCCGUCAACACGGCUGUUGACCGAGCCGCCACAAGCUGCUCUUUGGAGCCCGUCCGUGGCGUGUGGGAUGACCACUCCUCCAACCUCUCCUGGAAACGUCCCACCCGAAGUGUCCCACCCGUUCAGUAAAGUCUUUGGUACAGCCGGUGGAAAAGGAACUCCUCUGGGAACCCCUGCCACCUCCCCUCCUCCAGCCCCACCCUGCCACUCGGACGACUUCGUGCACGUUUCAUUCUCGCAUGCCACAGCCGCAGCCCCCAAGAAGGAAGAGAGACCAGAUCCUGCAAGGCCUUGUCUCCACAGACAGCACCAUCUUCCGAACGACAGAGGAUUAGAAGAGCUCCCCGGGAGCAAAGGCUCUGUGCCUCUCAGUGACCUCCCAGGGUUUUUAGGGGGCCUGGCCUCCGAAGAGGAUAGUGUGGAGAAAGAUAAAGAAGAAGCGGCAAUAUCUAGAGAGCUGUCCGAGAUCACCCCCGACGCCGAGCCCCUGGUUCCUCGAGGAGGCUUCGACUCUCCCUUCUACCGGGACAGCCUCCCCGGCUGCCCGCGGAAGACCCACUCAGCCGCCUCCGGCACUCAGGGCACCAGCGCCAACGCUGAGCCUUUAAACUCCUCCCUGGACAAGCUGGGGCCUGACACACCAAAGCAAGCCUUUACCCCCAUCGACCUGCCCUGCGGGGGCGCCGAGGAGAGCCCUGCGGCCGACAGGGCGCGCCAGGCUUCUCUGGAGACGGGCAUCCUGACCCCCAGCCCUUGUAAAGUCCCAGCCCAGAGGGGCCUGGGCUUCGGAAGCGGGCAGCCUCCCCCGUACGACCACCUUUUUGAGGUGGCAUUGCCAAAGACUGCCCAUCAUUUUGUCAGCAAGAAGACCAAGGAGCUGCUGAAGAAGGUGAAAGGGCACGCGGAGGAGGACGGCGUGCCCCCGGCCUCCCCCGUGGAGGUGCUGGACAGGCUAAUACAGCAGGGGGCCGACGCGCACAGCAAGGAGCUGAGCAGGUUAUCUUUACCCAGCAAGUCUGUGGACUGGACCCACUUUGGAGGCUCUCCUCCCUCAGAUGAGGUCCGCACCCUCCGUAACCAGUUGCUUUUACUGCACAACCAGUUACUGUAUGAGCGUUUUAAGAGGCAGCAGCACGCUCUCCGGAACAGGCGGCUCCUGCGCAAGGUGAUCAGGGCAGCGGCUCUGGAGGAGCACAACGCUGCCAUGAAAGACCAGUUGAAGUUACAAGAGAAGGACAUCCAGAUAUGGAAGGUGUGUCUGCAGAAAGAGCAAGCCAGAUACAGCCAGCUCCAGGAGCAGCGAGACACGGUGGUCGCCCAGCUCCACAGCCAGAUCAGACAGCUGCAGCAUGACCGGGAGGAGUUCUACAACCAGAGCCAGGAGUUACAGACGAAGCUGGAGGACUGCAGGAACAUGAUCGCGGAGCUGCGCGUGGAGCUGAAGAAGGCCAACAGCAAGGUGUGCCACACCGAGCUGCAGCUCAGCCAGGUGUCUCAGAAGCUCUCCAACAGUGAGUCCGUCCAGCAGCAGAUGGAGUUCUUGAACAGGCAACUCUUGGUCCUUGGGGAAGUCAACGAGCUGUAUUUGGAACAACUGCAGAACAAGCACUCAGACACUACAAAGGAAGUAGAAAUGAUGAAAGCUGCGUGUCGGAAAGAACUAGAAAAAAACAGAAGCCACGUUCUCCAGCAAAGUCAGAGGCUUGAUACCUCUCAAAAACGGAUCUUGGAACUGGAAUCUCAUCUGGCCAAGAAAGACCAUCUUCUUUUGGAGCAGAAGAAAUAUUUAGAGGAUGUCAAGCUGCAGGCAAGAGGACAGCUGCAGGCCGCAGAGAGCAGGUACGAGGCUCAGAAGAGGAUCACCCAGGCCUUCGAGCUGGAGAUCUUAGAUUUAUAUGGCAGGUUGGAGAAGGAUGGCCUUCUGAAAAACCCUGAAGAAGAAAAAGCAGAGGCAGCGGAAGCCGCAGAGGAAAGGCUGGACUGCUGUAAUGACGGCUGCUCGGAUGCUGUAUCAGGGCACAGCGAAGAGGCCUCUGGCCACAACGGGGAGACCAAGCCCCCCAGACCGGGCAGCACCCGGGGCAGGAGUGGGAGCAGGGGUGGCGGCGGAGGCAGCAGCAGCAGCAGCAGCGAGCUUUCUACCCCGGAGAAACCUCCCAGCCAGAGGGCGGGCCCGUUCAGCAGCCGCUGGGAAACUGCUGCCGGCGAGCCCUCCACCAGCAUCCCCACGACGGCCGGCUCGCUCCCCAGCUCGAAGAGCUUCCUGGGCAUGAGGGCUCGAGAGUUAUUUCGUAAUAAGAGUGAGAGCCAGUGCGAUGAGGACGGCAUGCCCAGCAGUAGCCUUUCUGAGACCCUGAAGACAGACCUGGGCAAAGACUCGGGUGUGGAAGCCAAGACCGCCCUGAGCCUAGACGGCCCGCACCCGCCUCCCCCUCCCCCGGACAGUGUCGGACAGCUCCGCAUCAUGGACUACAACGAGAGCCAUCACGAACACAGCCAAGGCUGACGGCCAGUCAGUGCUGACCUGCCUCCUGCCGGCCUGCAACGGGCGGUGCGAACGCACGGUGCAAAGCGUGCCUGUUUCCAGGGCGUGAGUGGCCAGCUCGUGCCCCGGAAGUGGGCUGGAGGUCUCUUGACAGCAGACCGAACGCAGAACGGUUUUUGGAUCUGGCGUCAAGAUGCCUCGUAACUUCCCCUCAGCCACCCCGAGCCCUCUCUUUCACGACCCCGGCAGCGUGUGCGAACGCGAGGGCCAGGGUGCCUUCUCCGCCAGCUUUCUUUUCUCCCCUCCCCCUAAAUGGUUGCGCCCCUUGAACCUGUGCAAUAUGAGGCCAAAUUCAUUCUCUGAGUCUGACACACCGCGCUCUCCUUUCCUGGAGCUCAGAGGGCCGGGGUGGCUCUCCCUGAGCCCAGCUAUUUGGUAGCGUCGCAGGUGAAUCUGGUUUUGCCCCUUUCCGGGAGGAGGUGGCCUGCAGAGCCUGUCACCUGCACAAGAGAGCUUCACGUGAGGCUUUUUCACUGCUUCCGCUUCUGAAGUUCAGCAUCUAAAGCAGCAGAUCUAGGAAAACGAGGGUGUUUGCAGGCCUGUGUUCUUUUGGCGGUUCUGAUAAGCUUCCUAGAAAGUUCUUUGUGCACAAGGUCUGCUGUGGGUGAGUCUGGAGCUGGCGCUGUGGAGGCCUCCUCCCUUGGGAAUGCUCUGUCCCCCUGCCCACCCCAGCCCACCCCCUUACUCAGGUGGCGUUUGUUCGGGAGCUGGUCCUGUUCUGACCCUGGGCCGAUGCAUGGUCAGACCUGCUCUCUGCAGGGGACGUGAGCAGGUACCUGAGAAGAGACGUGCUGUGGGCGAGGAGCUGCCCGUCCAGGCAGGGUUGUGCCAGCUGAGCCUUGUGGUUAAACACCUCUGUCUGUUUGCCGCCCUUCGCGUUCCCUGCAUCCGUGGUUCAUGUCAGCGCCUUGGUGACACUGCAGCAGAAAGGCUCUGAAGGUCCAAAGAGUUUCUUGAGAGUUUCAUGACCACAGUUUCUCAGGCUCCGCGAGCUGCCUCGCUGUAGUAGAUUCCAGGUCCCCAGAAGGUUACAGCUUUCUCACACCCGCUCUCACUCUCAGGGGCCUGGCGCUGCUGCAUGGCAGCGCAUUAAAGCAGGGCCCGGGGGCGCUGGCAGAGGCUGACUGCCCCGGGCCCUCUGAGCCGCCCGCACAGGCUCAGGAGAGGGGACACCCGCCGGAACAUGGGUGGUGGCAGAGAAGCUGAAUUCAGCAGGUGCUCCGAAAUAAAUGCUAGAAGCCUAAGAAUUGUGGCCGUGUUCCCGCUGAGACCGAGGCAGGGAGAGAUGGGUGGGAAGAGCCAGGCUUCAGAACCUGGCUUCUCUCUCUCUCUCUCCUUUCAGUUAAAAGGAUGGAAGGGCGCAUCCGUGAAGAGGGAAAAGGCAAAACUGUCAUGGUACGAACCUCACGGCAUGGGGCGCUUCCCGCCCCCAAGGGGCAAGGCUCCUCUGUAAAGGGCGGCAGUGAAUGUCCUGGCAUCCCACCCAGAGGGAGCUAGAUAACGGGACUCCCUGUCACCCUGGUGGUCCUGGCAGAAGACCUCCUUGGGACAGGAUCGCCCGGCUGCCCUCCGCCUGGCACGGCGCCGGCAGUUGCCGCUGGAUGCCCCGCGUGGAGUGGUCGGGACACCAAACGUGCAGCUCCGCUUUUUCCAGAGGAGCGCCUAGAAGCAAAUGCGUUCUCGUUGUCUAGUCCACUUUUCUUUAGAAAAGGAAAACAUGAACAAAUUCAGGGGGGAAAAUUACAACCAUGAAGACUCGUUCUGAGUGCUUGUCCCCUUCCCGAGCCCGGGAGAUGUGCGCCUCAGAGCAGAGGCGCUGGGCCCCAGUCAAAGCCCUCAUCCUGACAACUGGCGGAAGCAAGGAGGCUGAUGCAAGGGAAGAAAAAAGCGUUUUUUUAAAUGGGCAGAUGGAGAAAAUACAGAGAAGGAGGCAGCGUGGUAAAGUGGCCUGAGGCCCGGGCCGGAGGCUCCUGGGCCGGCCAGGUCUCUGUGCCUGGGGCCCUUGGCCCCUCCUCCAGCCCUGGCGUCUGUUUGCUCAGCUUUGCAACGGUCUGGUCCAGAGGGGUUGCACUCAGCUUCCCCUGGACUAUAGGAGGCCACGGGUUUUACUCAGCCAGGCUGGGGGUGGACGCAAGAGUCCUGCUGAAGUGAGAUCCAACACAGGAGUUCCCUGGUGGUGCCGUCAGUUGAGGGUCCAGCACCGUCACUGCUGAGGCUGGGUCACUGCUGAGGCUCGGGCUCAGUCCCCGGCCUUGGAGCUUAGGCAUGCUGUGGGUGUGGGCGAAAAAACUUACCCAACCUGAAAAUUUAGGGGUUUUUUUAUUGCAAAGGACUUGAGUCAAUAAUAAGGUUUGGUUUAAUUUUGAAAAUGAUAGACCUGCCCAGAGUCAGCAGGGCACUGGGAGAUGCUGCAGUGAGCAUUUUGAAGGAUGGAAGGUGAUAGUGACAGAUCAGCUUCCCAGAGAGAAUUCAGGCCUGGGGACCAUGGGGCAGAGGCGGCAGCACCGUCAUGGUCCCACCAGAGCCUGUCCUGAGGCUGGUUAAGCAGAGCGGUGGACAGACGUUGGGGUUAGCCUCACGCGAGUCACUCUGAGCAAGCCUGGUCAUGGCCAGUGUCCAUGUCUGUUCUCCCCCCCCCACCAGACACUAACCAGGGUCGGCAGAGACCCUGAGAAGUCGGGCUCUGCUUCUGGGGCAGCGGGAAAGCUUGUUUUCAAAGGAUGCACUACAGCGUCGUGGGGGUGGGGAGGCAGGAGGAAGGUGACGGCGUGGUUUCCGUGGAGAGCGAUCCCCAAUCUAUGACGAGGAAAUAAGCAGGUGGAGCGUGUCCUUGGAUUGGAAAAAAGCUUUUGGCAGGGUUCCGUCCCAGGUCCGUGAAAACCGUAGCUGGGGACGUGGAGGAAGUAGCUGGUCAUGAAUAGGAAAAUGAACUGAAAUCCAAAGGUCGGAGGGAAAGUUCACGUCUUGGGUCAAGAGUUCCCUUGGCGAUGAGAGCCGGGACCAGCCUUUUGGGUGGGCGGGUAGACGUGGCCUCGCCACGCCCGUCAGCAGAGGUUUUCGGGAGGGAAGGUGCCUCCCCCUGGGAAUAAGCUGCUGAGGGUCUCACGAGGCUCUAGGAGCAGAGAGAGAAAUGCUAAGCCAGUCUGGGAGCCAGGGGUCCGUACUGUGUUUGGGGGAGCUAGUCUGAACUCUUCUUAAAGGGUAACUGUUAACAUCCAGGAAAGGGUCCCGGAAGCCACUGACAGUUGGCAAGUUUAACCCAUGUGUCACCACGGCGGCCAGGGCCCCACUGGGCAGCGCCCAGACGGCAGCAAACACAACGCCGGAUGGGGCCGUCGCCGUUUGCGACAGCGUGUGUUGUUUUGGGUGUUACCGCUGAGAAAGAGAGAGCCCUGGCGGUUGUGGGGAAGAGGACGACUAGGUGAUCGUGAUGAUGAGAGAGGGUUUCCGAGGAGCACAGAGGUUCAGAUUCACGGCUGAGAAUAAAAAAAUUGGGUGUUUCUGUGUAGACGCUAACAAAAGUGCUGUGACUGGCCAGUGUGAAUUUUUACCAAAAACUAGAACAUACCACUUGAAGCCAGAAAGAAAGAACUGCAGAACAAGUGACACAAAGUACUAUGUGAAGAUGCAGUUUUUCUAACCAAAGCAGUGAGGUGGGAGAGGUGUGGGCUGGGCUGAGGGGGAUUCGGGCAGAGUGGAGACUCGGUCCCCAGCCGCCGUCUCGGGGGAGGUGCCCCCCACCUCAUGCAGAUGCUCUCAGAGUGGUUCCGGGAGAAGCCCGUGGGGACGAGAGCUAUCUUGUGGGGUGACCCAAAUAAGCACAUCUUACUCUGGGCAUUUGCACCCUUCAGGGCACGUGCUUUGAAAUUGACCAGCAGUGAGUAUGGAAAAGUGUGUCCGGUCUGGAGAUGCUUGUGUGUCUGUUUACACCCAGAGUCCUAGGACGGGUGCCCCUGCCGUGGGGCUGCCCCUUCCCCGGGCCGCUGCAGAGGAAUUGAUUGCACUUGUUUAGGCUUUUCCCUAGAGGUAAAAGAACAAACUUAGGUUGGGGCCUGGCCCGGGCUGCUGCUGUGAUCCUUGUCCCCGAGCGGCUCAUUCCUUAUCCAUGACCGAUGUGCCGGGGGGAGCAGACACCGUCCUGCAGUCUGUGCUCUCUGACCUGAGAGAAGAGUGUCUGUAGCUCCAGGGGAGCCUGCCCGGGAUGGUCGAACACCUGUGCCCACACCUGCUUUUGGCUCUGAAACGACUUCAUGAAGGCAGAGGCGCGCGCUCUCCCCCUUCCCGUCCCAGGGCCACAGAAUUGUCCAGCCUCUGGGAUAAACAGCCGAGUUGAGCCUUGGGAUAGAUCUUGGAGAGUCUGACACCCCCAGACCAACCCCUUUCUCCCCCCCCCCCCCCCCGAUAGAGUGUUUGGACAGGAGGGUACAGAUGGCGCUGCUCCCGGCAUCAGAGCCUCUGGCUUAUCAAAGAGGCAGCCAGGCAUUUUGCACUAGGAGGAAUCAGUGAUCACUUUUCAGAAGACUUCUAUGGACCAUAAAUAUAUUACUGAGGAACAGAUUUUGCUAAGACAAGAGUCUAGUUUUAUAACUCAAUCAUGGAGCAACCAUAUGUGGCUAACUUGCAGUUAAAAGGGGUCCCAUCAGUGAAAAUCAGAUUUUUUUUUUUUGGCUGACCGCUUUCAGCUAAAUUCAAGACCGUCGUCUCUUGUCAAAAGGUUUACACCUUCCCGCCUUGAUCUUAAAAGCAUGUCAGACGAUCCACAUGAGAUGCCAUAAAUGAACUGCAAGAGAAAAUGGUACAAUCUUAGUGAACGGGAGUUGGAAUCAAAAGGUUUGCUGUCCUUCUUAGAAUGUUCUAGAAUGUCAAGGCAGUUGCUUGUGUUAACUGUGAACAAAUAAAAACUUAUUGUUUUGCACUA